AUGCGCCGUGUGCUCCCCCAACGGCGGCCCUUUUCACCCUCCCACCCCUCGCCAACCUCAUCCUCCCGCAUCACCAACGACCUGCAAAGCCGUCCGCCCAAACUCAUCCCCGACUACCUCAGUCCCAUGCCCUCGCACCUCCUCACCACAACUCUAUCCGACCUUCUGCACGCCCCAACCCCCUCGUCACCCACGAUACAAUCGCCCCCAGAGGUCCUCCCCCAAGGCCACCACCUAGUCUACUUCCCUAUCCAAACCGCGCCCUCAAAACUGGCCCCCGACGGCGCAGACCUCGACCACUCCCCCGGGCCCGAGUUCCCGCGCCGAAUGUGGGCCGGCGGCGAGGUGAGUUUCCGCAAAGGAUGGAGGGAGAGCCUCCUCAUGGACGGGCGGCCCUGGCGCUGCAAAGAGGAGAUAGGCGACGUGAGGGUCAAGGGAGACAAGGGGCAGGAGAAGGUAUUUGUAGAUGUGUGGAGGAGGUACGGCGCCAAGCAGGAGUGGGACAUUGAAGAGCGGCGGACGCUGGUGUUUAUGAGGAAUACCGAGGGGCAGCUGGCUUCCGCUCCUCGGCGAGCCACGACAUGUGAGUCUGCGUCCCCGUGGGUUAUUCUGUGUCCUCGGUGA
Metarhizium brunneum ARSEF 3297 is the source of this 624-nucleotide messenger RNA. RefSeq names its product Mesaconyl-C(4)-CoA hydratase (gene meh). NCBI's taxonomy places the organism in Eukaryota, Fungi, Ascomycota, Sordariomycetes, Hypocreales, Clavicipitaceae. Gene Ontology annotation, molecular function: (3R)-hydroxyacyl-[acyl-carrier-protein] dehydratase activity. Gene Ontology annotation, cellular component: mitochondrion. The record is from RefSeq and is a predicted model, not a curated record.